Messenger RNA from Hippopotamus amphibius kiboko, 652 nucleotides. It is a transcript of the gene RPL22, whose product is annotated as ribosomal protein L22. Gene Ontology annotation, molecular function: RNA binding; structural constituent of ribosome. Gene Ontology annotation, cellular component: ribosome. Gene Ontology annotation, biological process: cytoplasmic translation. NCBI's taxonomy places the organism in Eukaryota, Metazoa, Chordata, Mammalia, Artiodactyla, Hippopotamidae. Bases 135 to 521 code for a protein of 128 amino acids. The record is from RefSeq and is a predicted model, not a curated record. The transcript is spliced from 4 exons.
AACAGGGCGAGACGGGGGCGACCGAGGGGCGCGACGGAGCGAUUCAUACGGCCUGAGCCCUGCGUGCUCUGCGCGCUGCGGGCUCUUUGCGUCUGCGUGGAGCGCGCGACUCCCUUUCUGCCUCCGCCGCCGCCAUGGCUCCUGUGAAAAAGCUUGUGGCUAAGGGGGGCAAAAAAAAGAAGCAGCUCCUGAAGUUUACUCUUGACUGUACCCAUCCUGUGGAAGAUGGAAUCAUGGAUGCUGCCAACUUUGAGCAGUUUCUACAGGAGAGAAUCAAAGUGAAUGGAAAAGCCGGGAAUCUCGGAGGAGGCGUUGUAACAAUUGAAAGAAGCAAGAGUAAGAUCACUGUAACUUCCGAGGUUCCCUUUUCCAAAAGGUAUUUGAAAUAUCUCACCAAAAAAUAUUUGAAGAAGAAUAAUCUACGUGAUUGGUUACGCGUAGUUGCUAACAGCAAGGAGAGUUAUGAAUUGCGCUACUUCCAGAUUAACCAAGAUGAAGAAGAGGAAGAAGACGAGGAUUAGACCUGGUUAUCUGGGGUGUUUUAUAUCACUUCUUAAAUAAAAUUUAGGAAACAAGAUGGUGGUUUUCCUUGUAUCUCUGCAAUGUGGAUUGGACAGAAAAUUGGAAAUCAUAGUAAAAGGGCUUCACUUGG